AUGGAGCUUAGCCAUCUGAUCGUUGACGCCGUGUGGCGUCCAAGCUUCUUGUUGAAGUACCAUGAACUACAAGACCAUCUGCAGCCCUCUUCUGGUCGAAUUGGCCCUCCUUCGUGGGACUAUUCUUUUCUGAAUCCUCGCAACCGGGUUGAGACCCUCGACACUGCCUCUUCUCGCUGGCGGAUUGAUGGAGCAACAAUAUGCGGCACUUGCGUCUAUGUUAUCCCGCUGGAUCUCCUCCCGAAUCUGCCGCCUCUGCGUAUCCUGCUCUACAUUUCUGAUCAGACGGAAUACCCGGCCGCGCUGCGUCAUAGUCUCGAUGCCUCUAUUGGCGUGCCUCUACGAGACGGAAAUGCGAUUUCUCAGCUUGGCUUAGCAAAGCAUCUCUGUCGUGCACUGGACCACCAUUGUGCCCAGAACCCGGGCUUCCUUCAGGAAUAUCUCAAAUUACCAUUUGGCUCGAGGCUUAUUUUUGAGGACAUAACUCCAGAGGUUGCGGACAUGAGGCUAGAUAUUGAGCGGGAUUAUCACGUUGAAUCAAAUAUGAAAACACUUGAUACCCUCCAACGUUCAUGGUCUGAUGUUGCUAGAGGCACCUGGCCGCCAGCGGUGGAUAUCAACAACUUGUGUCUUGUGAAGCAGCUUAACGAAGCUGUAAGCCUGGUGGAGGUUCCUGGUCAACCUGCUGCCAUUUUCAAGGCGGCAAGCAACUCUUUGCAUCAUACGUACCAUGAGCUUCGUUUUCUCCUGAGUUGCUCCCCACAUCCCCACAUUAUGCCUCGGCCUCUGGCUGUUGUGACUAAAAAGAGUGCGUUCGGUGGCAAAAAUGGUGUAGUUGGCUUUCUUCUCCAACAUUUCCAGGGAGGUUCGCUUCGUGAUAUCCUGCCGGCUCGACAGCGCUCCGCUACUCUAUCGGACUCUGUCAAGCUUCGAUGGUGUCGCCAAGUAGCGUCAGCACUGGCCCAUCUGCACGAACAUGGCGCAUUUUAUUCUGACCUGCGACCCGACAAUGUGCUGUUAGAUGCCGAGGAGAACGCCGUUCUCUGCGAUUUCGAACAGCGGGGUAACUGGUAUGAGUGGUGUGCUCCUGAGAUCCGUUACCGACAGUACGCCGAGAACAUCCGCGCCCGUCUUCCUAAUCGUGUCGUUAACUCCCCCUACGACCGUUUACUCAAAGGAUAUGCAGGCUCGCACUCAAUGUCUACAUCAGCGUGCUAUACGCUAGCGGAGAGCCCAAUCGAGGCGCGGAAUCGCGCUUGGUUUGCCCUGCCGCCGUCUGCGCGUGAAAAAGCAACCGUGUAUAACCUUGGCUUGUUCAUAUACUCUGUUUUCGAAGGCCUUAGCAACGUUCAGCGCAACGUUGCAAAUCAGUUUCCGAUCGAGCCAGAGGUGGAGUUUCCAACUUACCGACGGACACCAGCUGUAAUAAGGGAAAUCAUUCAGCACUGUAUGGGUGACACGCCAAACUGGCACACAGCGGGGCUGCGGUCCGAAUCACCACGAGUGUUGAGAGUAAACGGCUUGCUAUACCCGGAGACGCAGACCAAUCUUGAACCCGAUACGCGCGCAAGUUUCGAUGCCGUCAUGGAAACCUUACUCAAUUUUUGGAAUACGGAGCUGAUGCAGGCAGAGAAAUUCCUGGACGAUCCCAAUUGGAAAACCGGUGAUUUUGGGAGAGGUAGAGCGUCACUACGUGAUGUAGUGGAUACUCUUGGGAGCCUGUCGGAAGAUAUAUGCCGGUAA
Molecule: messenger RNA, 1743 nt
Organism: Aspergillus mulundensis
Lineage: Eukaryota; Fungi; Ascomycota; Eurotiomycetes; Eurotiales; Aspergillaceae
Exons: 1
Coding region: 1-1743 (580 amino acids)
Biological process (GO): protein phosphorylation
Molecular function (GO): protein kinase activity; ATP binding
Source: RefSeq, a predicted model, not a curated record